Geodia barretti is the source of this 2436-nucleotide messenger RNA. The record is from the annotation of a GenBank genome assembly. Lineage: Eukaryota; Metazoa; Porifera; Demospongiae; Tetractinellida; Geodiidae.
UGGUUGCCAUGGAAACUACCCGCGCGCCAAACAGCAGGAUUAUAAUGAUGUUAGAAAGACUUCCAAACUAAGCGAAACGGAGAUCCAAAGCAACAGAAAUAGUGGGUUCGCUACACUUUCUUCCUCCCUGUCUUCGCAGUAAAUCGUCUUCCUUGUCUCCACGGAGCUACUGACAGACAAGCAAACGCAGUAGCUACGUUUUCUAAAUAACGCGCAGCACGUAGCCACCACUCCUGACUACUCGGGGAUGGCUCAGCAGCUGAAGAUUCCCUGGCAGUACGCCGGCUACGGAGGACCUCAGCAGCGUGUCUACCAACCGCCGUCUCUCCCGCUCGGAGCCGGACGGCGCGGCGGGGGAGAAGGAAAACCCGGAGCCCCACCUAAACUGUCUCCUCGCUCUCCCGGCGCGGCUCUCGCCACUAGCGGGAAGCGACUCAGACCUCCUGCCACUGCGACGGACAGUAGGUCAAAGGAAGAGUCGUCACAGAGAAAGACGGGUAGCCAAGGGCUGUCUAGUACGCCUCACGCCCCGAGGAAGAAGAGGUCCGUUCUGGAGCUCCUGCCUGGUGGAGUAGGAGGCAGUCUCCUGCUGCCGUCUACACAUCAACUGCUGCAGAAACACUCCUACAUUGACUCAGGGAAGCUAAAGACAGUACCACUGAAGGAGAGUAAUGUGGAGAGGAAGAGAGAGGGAGAGAAAGGAGGAGGGAGAGGAAAAGAGAGAAAGGAACAAAGGAAGGAGAUACAGAAACCGGUACUCACCAAGAAACAGGCCUGGAAGGAAGGUCACAAGAAAACAGGGGAUAAACAGGUCAAACAAGUUCAGCCAUACAGGAGAACAGUCACUACCACUCUACCUGAAGGGGUUCCACUCUUGGAUCUCAGUAGACUGAAUGAACCAGAUCACCAGAUGAAACCUGUGGAUUUGAUCGAUAUUGAAGACAGUGAUAGUACUGAUGGAGCAGAUACCAAUAGAUCCUUUAUGAGCUGGGGUGUACCUUGUAGCCAGUCUCUGGAACUUACAAAUGAAGAGAAGGAAGGAAAAGAAGGAGAGGAGAGAGGGAGAGAGGAAGAUGAGAAAGAUGUCAGUUUUGAAGAGCAAGUGAUGGAGAUUGAAGACGAAACCAGUGAAGUAGGAGAGAGACUCAUGGAUGCGACACAAGCCAAGUUUGUAGAGGACAAGAUACUGUCCCACGAGAGAGCAAUUUCCAGUCUCUCUCCCCACCCUCCCCCUCCUCUUCCCACACAACAACAAGACCACGCCCCUCAGAAAGUGGGCGGGGCUCUCCAGAGCAACGUGACCUUUGGACUCGGGAUGUCGGAGACCGGACUGGUUCAGAGACUCCAGUUCGAGGCUCGUGUUCUGACCCAUAAUGGCAGGGACAUGCACAGAGAGCUCUGUGGGUUCUUCUUCCUCUCUGACGGCUCCAUCACCGUCUAUGAGUUCAGGAGGUUUGGGAAGAAGUCUUCAGCACUGCCUCUGGUACAACGAAAGGUGUACUGUCACCAGGUUGGACACAGAAGGGGAGAACCCUACCAGAUUAACUUCAUUAGAAAGGGUUUCACCCUUCAUUUCCCGACCUCCCUCCUCCCCUCCCUCCCCGACUACAUGGCCUCCAGACCUCUCCUCUCUCUCAGAAUAACUAGAUGCAGUGAGAGAGAGAAACGACAGCUGAUCCGCUGGAGUGUGUGUCUAUAGACACGUUCCUCAAGAACCCUCUCUCACCUCCUGAGCAGCAGGCCUGGGCACAGCUGAGGAGACUACAAGCUGCAGUUCGUGAACAGCUAGUUGGGAGAGCAAGGAAGGCUCUGGUUGGUCUGGGGAGACACAUCUCCAAACAGUGUUCCCUCUCAGUGGGGAAGGAGUUAAUGAAGACAGCAGUCCACAUGUUCCAUAUCUAUAUUAGCAGUCAGGAUUUCAGCACAUUCUGGCAGCUGCUGACGAGUCUGGGUGAGUUCGGUGAGGGUGGUGAGGGGGAGGAGGUGAGGAGAGACAGGCUCAUUGCUGGACUGGUGGGGGAGAUGAACGAAGACAGAAAAUUAAUCGUUAGAAAAGUAUUCCAGAAACUCGACACAGCUAAAGAUGGGCUGGUGACUCGGACCAGCAUACAACGCUUCUACAGACAAGACAGCCGCGAAAUGGAGGGGGUGUGGUUUGACCACGCCCACAGAACGUCUCUACAUUCUCCCAUCACGAGCAUCAACUAUGCCGUAAGCUCAUAAUUUUUGACUUCCUUUGUAAAAAUAUUUCGGCUGUGAAAAUUUUUUGAUGCAGGAUUUUGAGAACUACUACGAGGGAGUUAGUAUUGAAACUGAAGCAGACUCAGACUUCAUUUCAGACCUCCGGACUUGCUGGGCCCUAUGACAUCACUAUGACAUCAUUAUUAUACACAUUGUACCACCACCAACCUGAUCAGUUACACACACACACACACA